Delphinapterus leucas (beluga whale) is the source of this 9573-nucleotide messenger RNA. RefSeq names its product zinc finger protein 518A (gene ZNF518A). The record is from RefSeq and is a predicted model, not a curated record. NCBI's taxonomy places the organism in Eukaryota, Metazoa, Chordata, Mammalia, Artiodactyla, Monodontidae.
UAGGAUGCCGGGACUUAUAGAGAGCCAGCCAGGGGGCAAAGGGCGAGUUUGUGGGGGCUGCAGGACCCCCCGAACCCUCUCAGGGUUCCGCCUCUCGUGAUAGGAAGCGUCUGUUAAAUAGUCCCGGCCAUUCAGCGCUUCCGCCUAACUUGUCGCAAAGUUUUUCUAGAGAAGUCGGUCCUUUUUCUAGGCGCUCUUAGGCUGCCAGAGCUAACCUUCAGUCCUUUAGCCUGGGCUUGCUUUACGUCGAGGCUUUUUGAACUCCGCACUCUUCCACAGUCCAGGAACUGGAGCGGGAGCGCGGCACAGUGUGCUUCCGCGAGCCCGAGGGGCAGCCGAGCCCCGGAGGAAGGGGCGGAUCGGGCGCGGUGUUUGGGACGGAGCGGGGCGCGCGGCGCUCGAAGCACCCACUCGGCGCGUACCGGGGCUGGUGGAGACUGCUUGGGUACCCCUCAGACCGCACCCCUCGAGCUGUAGGUUCGCAGGUCCACGGCACCCCGACUCGACGGCGUCCCCAUUGUGGGUUCAGUCUGUGGUCUUUGGAGGUCUUUUUUUUUGUUGUUGCAGAUAUGCUCAAGUCUCUGGCGCGCGCGCCCUCCUCCAGAGUUGGCCAAGGGCGCUCUUCCUUGCAGACCCCAACCACACCCAGUGGCAGAUGGAUUUCUUUGUAACUGGCUUUCUUACUUGUAGGGUCCAUUUUGAGUCUGUUCUUAACAUGAUGUCCUUAUUGUCAAGUAGUAGACAGUCUCUUCCUAGAUGGCUAUGGUAAUUGAAAAUAUAUAGGAUGAAUGUAUGUAAGGUAAAAUGUUAUAGCUCUUAAGUAGACCAAUGAAACAAAUACGGUAGCUUUAACGUUCUGAAUGCAAAAGUCCAGGUUCAGUUUUCUUUUUAGGUUUAAAUUUGGGGGCGUUUAGUGUUUGUGAACAAUUUUAGCGAAAACAUUCGUUGGGUAUGUUUGGAUAUCAAAACUUAAAAAAACACUAGAAAAGUAAAAUAAGUCAAUGUUUAAAGAAUACAUAAUAGUGUUGAACUCUGAGCGGUUGUCACGAUGAUGAAACAUACCACCAAACUGUACAUUAGGGUGGGAAUUUCGUUAACUUUGAACGUCUGUGUGUUAGGCCUAGUUUACUGAAAUGGUUGAAUUGUUUUUCAUGCAGGAAGGGAUCUGAUUUGAGUGUACUGUAAAGUUAUUGUACUCAAGUUGAACAGAUAGAAAUCACUUAAAUGGAUUCUGUGAAAUACCCUAACAUUUUUCAGAGUUUAACUGCAAGUCAAUAGAAAUGGGUUCAUUAUCUUUCAGCAAAACUGAAUUUUCCUGAAAUUCAUUAAGACAUUGCAUUGUAUUAACUUUUUUUAGGGUGUUCGCAUUUCAUGAGGACGGUAAGCAUAGUAGACCAUGUUGAUUUUUGUUAAAAUUCUCAUAAAUGAGAUGAAUCCUAGAUCUAGAAAAUUAACAAAAGGGUGGGGAGGGAGAAAAAUGUAGGUAUCUAACACCUGUUCUGCACAUCCAAAUUUUUCCUUGUUGUUGCCACGAAAAGUAAGUAUAAGUAUCAAUUCAAAACGUUUUAUGUCUGUUAUUUGGGAAGGAUAAAAGGACAGCAAUCACAGUGAAUAUCUACUUUGCACAUUGAUAAUGUAUGAGCUUUUAAAUGCUUGCGAUUUUUAUCAUCACACUUCAGAUCUUCUCCUAUCCUGCCUGGUAAUAGUGUAGUCUGUUGUGAUCCCAAAGUUUUUAUAUCUUGAAACAUUCCAGAGGGGAUAUAUUUUAGCAUAACUCUACAGUUUGACUUUAAAAUAUACUUUAAACAUGCUCUUUUAAUAUACUUUUAUUGUUUACUUUCCUGUUUAUUUUUGAUAAAGCAUUGUGUACUGUAGAUCACCUAAUACAGCUUUUUUUUUUUUUUUUUUUAAAGAUAAAAGACUUGGACCUUGCCCAGUUUCCUUCAGUUACUCUACUAAAAGUUUUUUGGCAAAGCACUAUAAGCAAAAGAAAAGAGUUAAAGUUGAAAGUAUUCUUAAUUAUCUUAUAUCAGAUGCGUAGGCUAUGAGUAUUUCGGUUCUAUAUGGGGUAUUGGCUUCACAUGGUGAGCAAUUUUCAUGGAACCGUGGAUAUCAGAAGUGAGUAUUAAGAGGUAGCAUUAUCAUGGUAGGAUAUCUAGGUUGGAAUCAGAUCCAGAUUCUAGUUCUAGCUUUGUGAAUUUAGACAAGACUCAUUUUCCUUAUCAUGUAAUAAAUGAAGAUAUUGAAUUAGAUUGAUUCUAAGCUUCCUUCUAAGCUUUGAGUUUUGUGACUUGUAAAUUUAUGACAUGUUAUCACUGGGUGUCAAUGAUAGGUUAUUUGUCUUAAGUGCAGAGAGAUUUUUUUCUUCUAAAUUUAUACACAUACGUUGACUAUGAAGCAUAACUGAAUCAAAAGUUUAAAAACAUUUUACUGACAGUUUUUGCAGUCAAAGUUUUAAAAUUUUGGUCUUCAUUUCCAGAUAUCAUCUCUUCUUUUGAUCACUGCUCCUGAUUGUGGCUUUGUCCAAGCAUUAAAUUGUGUGCCUUUUGUUCCUUGAAGAAAGAGCUGGUGCUAGCAACCCCCAACUGUGUCUGGUCUCUGGACCCAGCUCAAAGCCCUGGAUUCAUUCUCUUCCCAUACCUCAGCCUGAGCCUUCUGUCACCCCAAAGGGCUUCACACAAGCUUCCUCUCAAGCCCUCACUUCUCUCACAAGAUUCUGGUAUGGUGAAAACUCCAUAGAUGACCAUGAUGCUUGUCACUCACUGUUGAGAAUGUGAUACUCUGUAGAGAAUCUUCUCAGUUGGUGUGAAGUAUCCACCAGAUGAAGAAACUAAAACACAGAGAUUGAGACUUGUCUAGAGUAACACAAACCAAUGAGGAAACUGAGGUGCAGAGAAGUCAAACCUUACCCAGUGUUACAGAGCAGAGCUGGAAGUAAAGCUUGUAUUUCCUGAGAUCCAGAUUAGUGUCAUUUCUACUUCAGACUAUUACUUCUUGGUGAGUUAAUGUGGGAAAAAUCCUGGUAUUUUGAAGAUGUCUCGGCACAGUAUUGUUUCCUGUUCAAAUUACAAGUAACUUCAAGAGUUUGCAGGAAAAAAAGAAAUUGGGAUUUUUUUGGUUAAAUCAUGCCAUCUGAACAGAAACAUUUAUUUUUUGAUGAAAAACAGAAUACUUUAAAAAGAGAUUAUGAUGUGAAAAAUGAGAGAGUUGAUACUAUCAGAUCAGUACUUAAACCAAAAAUUUCAGAAAGUAGUUUUCAUUAUGAACUAAAAAAUGUGAAAAUUGUUUUGCCGAAGAUAAAUAUUCCAAAUGAGGUCCUAUUGAAACAUGAAGUUGACAAAUACAGAAAAUUAUUUCAGCAUAAACCACAGACUGCAAGAAAAUCUAUCGGUAUAAAGACUGUAAGCUGUGUAGAGGAGUGUAUGUUACUCCAUAAGUCUGAGAGAGUUGAAGAAGAAGGUAUAAAAAUGUCUGCAAAAAUACUCAACUUCAACUGUUUGAAGUGCCGAGAUAGUACUCGGUAUAGCCCAAAUGAUUUGCAGAAACACUUCCAAAUGUGGCACCGUGGUGAAUUACCUUCAUAUCCUUGUGAAAUGUGCAGUUUUUCAGCAAACGACUUCCAGGUAUUCAAACAACAUAGACGAACCCAUAGAAUUACUUUAGUAAAAUGUGACAUUUGUAACAAUGAGAAUUUAUAUACUUUAUUAGACUUGACAAAGCAUUUUUCAUCCACACAUUGUGUAAAUGGUAAUUUUCAAUGUGAAAAGUGUGAAUUCUCCACCCAGGAUGUUGGCACAUUUGUUCAGCACAUACAUAGACAUAACGAAAUCCUUUAUAGAUGUGGUAAAUGCCAUUAUAUAUGUUUAACCAAAGGAGAGCUUCAGAAGCACCUUCAUAUUCAUUCUGGUACGUUUCCCUUCACUUGUCAAUAUUGUAGCUAUGGUGCUACCAGGAGAGAGCACCUUGUAAGACACGUUAUAACUUUGCACAAAGAACAUUUAUAUGCGAAAGAAAAACUGGAAAAAGACAAAUAUGAAAAAAGGAUGGCAAAGACUUCAGCAGGACUUAAACUAAUAUUGAAAAGAUAUAAAAUAGGUGCAUCAAGGAAGACAUUCUGGAAACGUAAGAAAAUCAACAAUGGAAGUGACAGAAGUAUAGAAAGAAACACUCAAGUGCUUAAAAAAGUGAACAAAACACAGGCUAAAUCUGAAGACCAGAGCCAUCUUGUUCAGGAACAUAUAAAUGAAGAAAAGGAUGAAAGACUAUACUGUGAGAAUAAUGAUAAACCUGCUGAGUCAGAGUCAGAAAAGCCAACUCUUCUGUCCACUGGGCAAUGUAAUGGAGCUGAAGAGGGAUCAAAUUCUACUUCAGGUUUCUUGAAGACUGCUGUACAAGGACCUACAGUGUUAAUGGUAAAAAAUAAUAGAAUAACAAUUCCUGCUAACUACAGUGCUAAGUUUAUGGGCUUUAAGAUGGUGGAUGGAAAACAACAUAUUGUAAUAAAACUGUUGCCUACCAAUAAACAGAAUUUAUAUUCACCAGGCUCACAGUCAGGUGCUGUAAGGGACAAUACUGCAAUUUUGCAGCCCCAGACUUUGGACACUACUGCAUUUUUAACAGGAGUAACAACUGAGUUAAAUGACACAGUUUACAUGAAAGCAGCUACUCCAUUUUCAUCUUCAUCUCCUAUACUUUCAGGGAAGGUAACUUCAGAAAAAGAAAUGGCUUUGCUAUCUCAAACAAGUAAUAUGCUUCCAACAAUGGAUGAUGGAAAAAGUGUUUCUCCUUUGCCAGUAACAUCAGAAUUGAUCACAGCAUCAGUGAAUUUGACCACAAAAGUAGAAAUGAGAGAGAAUGUUGACUUAUGGGGAAGUCAUAUUACUCAGUGUCACCCUGAGGUAUCAGGUACUGCCAUUAAAAGUCAAGAUAAAGUCACCUGUACUACCAAACCAAAUUCAUACAACAGUGGAGAUAUGCAUAACUAUUGCAUUAAUUAUGUCAACUCUGAGUUACCUGUUGAAUCUUCCAACCAAGGAUCAUUACCUUUUCAUAAUUACUCAAAAGUGAAUAAUUCUAAUAAACGUCAUAGGUUUUCAGGGACAGCAGUGUGUGAAAACCCUCAAAGAGAAUCUUCAUCAAGCAAGACAGUAGUUCAACAACCAAUAAGUGAGUCAGUUUUAUCACUAGUGAGGAAGGAGAGCUCAAACCCAGAUAGCCUGUUAGCAUCUAUUAGUCGUUUAAAUACUAAAGAUGGAACUUUAAAAACACAAGCUGAAAUUGAAGAACAGUGUGUUUUAGAAAAAGGACAAAACAUUGAUGGGCAGAACCUAUACACUAAUGAAAAUCAGAAUUUAGAGAGCAUGACUGAAAAGCCUAAAUGGGAUGACGUUUCUAGUGUUGAAUCACCUAUGAUGCCUAGAAUUACAUCUGUUUUCUCUCUCCAGAGCCAACAGGCGUCAGAACUUUUGCCACCUGAAAUAAACCAGUUACUUCAAGAUGUAUUAAAAGCAAAACCUGAUGUAAAACAAGACUCUAGUAACACUCCAGAUAAAGACCUGCCGCUUCAUUGUGACCAGUCAUUUCAGAAACAUGAGGGAGAAGACAAAAUAGUUGAAUCUUCAAAAGACUUGAAAGUACAAGGCUUCUUUCCAGUUCCAUCUGGUAAUAUGGGGAUUAAUGUGGCUACAAAUUAUCUGAAUUUAAAAUUCAGUGGAAAAGAAAAACAAAUGUUGUCAAUGUCACAAGAUGUGAGAGAUUCAGAGAAGACUCCUAGAAUUUCUGGUUUUGGCACAUUACUUAAGACUCAGUCAGAUGCAAUAAUUACACAGCAGCUUGUAAAAGACAAACUACGAGCCACUACGCAAAAUGUAGGUUCUUUGUAUGUGCAGAGUCCACUUGUAAAUUCAGAACCAAAAAAGGCUAUCUUUGUUCAGACUCCAAAAGGCUUUUUUGUACCAUUGCACGUUGCUAACAAGCCUGCAUUACAUGUUUCAGGAAGACCACUUCCAUUGGUUAAUACACAAGGUGUCCCUGCCUCUCUCCUUUUAAACAAGAAACCUGGGAUGAUUUUAACAUUUAAUAAUGGGAAACUUGAAGGUGUUUCUGCUGUCAAAACUGAGAAUGCUCAAGCUUGUGGAACUACAAGUAAGGAGCCUUGCAGAACACCUUUUUUAAAAGUAGAACCAAACAGUAAUUGUCUAACCCCUGCACUUUGUUCCAGCAUUGGCAGCUGUUUGAGCAUGAAAAGUAGCUCAGAAAAUACUUUGUCAUUAAAAGGCCCUUACAUUAUUAAAACGCCAGCAAGUUCUUCAGUGAAAGGUGUUCCUGCUCCUAAUAUAAUAUCUGAGCAUCAGGGCACUAAGUUGAAUAUCUCAGAUUCAGUAAAACAGCAGAACAAGAUUUUUCCAAAACCACCUCUUUACACCCUUUUGCCUGAUGGCAAACAAGCUGUUUUUUUAAAGUGUGUGAUGCCAAAUAAGACUGAGCUGCUUAAGUCUAAAUUAGUCCAGAAUAGUACUUAUUAUAAAAAUAUACAGCCAAAGAAACCUGAAGGAACACCACAAAAAAUAUUGCUGAAAAUUUUUAACCCUGUUUUAAAUGUGACUGCUGCUAAUAAUCUGUCAGUAAGCAACUCUGCAUCCUCAUUGCAGAAAGACAAUGUACCAUCUAAUCAGACUAUAGGAGGAGAGCAGAAAGAGCCAGAAUCUUCUAGAGAUGCCUUACCCUUAUUACUAGAUGAUAUGAUGCCAGCAAAUGAAAUUGUGAUAACUUCUACUGCAACAUGCCCAGAAUCUUCUGAGGAACCAAUAGGUAUCACUGACCAUUCAGAGGCCAGGGUAUUACGGUGUAAAACAAAUUGUACAAUUGAGAGAAGCUUCAGUAAGAAAAAGACUUCGAAAAAGAAAUGUUCAAGAAUAAAAACUCAUGAAAGAAGUAAAGAUUCUGAAACUUCCUUCGUAUCUAGAAACAGAAACUGUAAACGCAAGUGUAGGGAUAGUUACCAAGAACCUCCAAGAAAAAAAGCAUUACACAGAAAGUGUAAAGAAAAAGGAAAGCCUGAAGAUGUCCAUGAAUCAUUCGGAUUCAGCAGACCUAGGCUUUCAAAAGAUUCAGUCAGAACUUUGCGGCUUUUCCCCUUCAGUUCCAAACAGCUUGUGAAAUGUCCUAGGAGAAACCAACCAGUUGUAGUUUUGAAUCAUCCUGAUGCAGAUGCCCCAGAAGUAGUAAAUGUAAUGAAAACUAUUGCUAAAUUUAAUGGACGUGUACUUAAGGUUUCAUUGUCAAAAAGAACUAUCAGUGCUUUACUGAAACCAGUUUGUUAUAAUCCUUCUAAAACAACUUACGAUGAUUUUCCCAAGAGGCACAAAACAUUUAAACCUGUUAGUUCUGUGAAAGAAAGAUUUGUGCUAAAAUUAACUCUCAAAAAGACAAGCAAAAACAAUUACCAGAUUGUGAAAACUACCUCUGAAAAUGUUCUGAAGGCUAAAUUUAACUGUUGGUUUUGUGGUAGAGUAUUUGACAAUCAGGAUGCUUGGGCUGGUCAUGGUCAGAGACAUUUAAUGGAAGCUACUCGUGAUUGGAACAUGUUAGAAUAAUUUACUGUAAUUACCAAGGAAAAGAAAAGUAAAAGUACCUUAGAAGAAAAUAGUGGGUUGAAUUACUAAUGCAGACAUUUUUUACUUCAAUAUAGUACCUGAAGUUAAACAUUUAAAAGUUGACUUUCCAUGGAAGAGCAAAAGUUUUAGUGUGAUAUUUGAAAAUGCUGUCAGUGCACAUGUAAGUUUUGAAAGAAACUAAUCAGCACAGAUAUACCUUGAUUUAAUUUUUUAAAAUGUGUUCUCGGGAAGUUAGGGCUAAAAAUUUUGAUAAAACAGUUUUCCGAGUUUAGUGACUCUUAGUAGAGAGUAACAGGUGACAGCCCCAUUCCCUCUCUUCUUCCACCAGCCUUAUGAUUCUGAUAACUGUAGCUCCCCUGAAGAGGUUGAGAGCUCUUUCAUUAUGGAACUGAAGGAGUUUCUCAUCAUUUGUGAAGAUAUUCUAAGAGAACUUGGGUAAAGAACUUACUCUACAUCUGCAAAAUGUAGUUCUUUAGAAAGUAGUUAAGCUCCUUUGAGGGCAUUUAACUCACUACAGUUACACCUCAUAUGAUAGUUGAUAAGAGUUUUUGACAAGCAGAUCUUUUUUCCUUGUAAGCUGUGUUACAUGUCAUUGAUUGGAACACCCUUCCAAGGUGAUUUUCUUUUUCUAAAUGGCUCUCAAGCGUUGCAGUAGAUGGGCAAUCUCGAGAGAAGAAUUAAACUCUGUCUAGUUUGAAGUUCAUUUAAAGAACUUGAACAUUUUUCUGAAUUUGGUUAUAUUCCCCAGUGGUUCCCUUGCACAGAACUAUGUUUAUUUGAUUUAAAUUGUUUGUCCCCUCGUAAACCAAGUGGCCAAUUUUUUUCUUGGUUGCCAUCCCUUUAAAAAGAGUGAAACAUAGAAGCACUUCCAAGGGAAUGGCUUUUCUUGAAAAUUAAAAAUUAUUCCUCAGAAACAAUAUUUUGAAGUAAGAUUAGCAAAGCAAAUCAUACUUUUGUGUUUAUUAUUAGUGUCUGAACAUGUCCACACUGGGACAAACCAUUUUUGUUAGCAACUUCUCAGUAUGACUGACAACCCAAAGCAGAUUACUGAUUGUUUGCAGUUGGAAAUUGAAGAAGCAUUAAUAGUGGACUCAGUGACAGUGCAUAACACUUCAGGACAGAUUCCGAAGGGAUAUACCCAACAGGUAGAGUUUUAAAAUGAAUAUUUUCAUGACAACAGAAUCAUCAAUUUAAACUUCCCACUUUGUAAGUUUGAAUCAAAUUUUGUUGGACCAUUGGACAAUGGAGUUCUUGUAUUAAAAAAUUACUAUAUAAUUUUUGUUACAUUGUUACUACUAGUGUUAUGACAUUUUCAUUGAUUGAAAACUUCAGGGCUCCUUUUCUGUAUAUAACAAAGAAUUUAAAACCUGUACAUAUUUUUGUACCUUUCAGUUAUGUAAAUUUUGCACAGAAAGUUUUUGACAUAAAAAGUUUAUUUUCUUUCAAUUUAGUUCUGUGCAUGCACUAAUAAAACUUGUCGUUUAAUUUAAAAGGAAUAUGUAAGACUUUACCCAUGUUAUUUUUUUGGUUUCCAUUUCAGAUGUACAAUUUCUUUUUUUUGAUAAAUUCAGUUUUCAGGGAUUGAACACUAUUGUUAGCAAGUGCCUAAAAGAUGUGAAACAGUUUACAUACGUCAACUGUAACAUUAGGUCCCAGAUGGGCCCACUCCCCCAAUAAUUUUAUUUUAAAGAAAGCCAUACAUAGAUGCUUCAAGCUAUCUUGCUAUGCACAUUAUACAUGUACUGUUUUUGUGCAGUUUGUCUACUUUCUUAGAAGUGAAGUAUUUUUUGUAUAAAACCUGUUACAAUUGUGUUUCUUAAAUUGAGCCUAAGAACGGAAUUGAUUGGAAAUAUACGGUAUAUAUUAAUAAUGUAUAUGGUGUUUAAAGAAUGGUAAGCAUUGUUAAAAUCUGUAACGAAUGUCUUCUUCAAUUAAAUUUAUCUUAAGUUUGUGUUUA